This is a messenger RNA of Sabethes cyaneus, 2383 nucleotides long. RefSeq names its product ATP-dependent DNA helicase PIF1 (gene Pif1). The coding region runs from base 156 to 2150 and encodes 664 amino acids. Gene Ontology annotation, molecular function: DNA helicase activity. The transcript is spliced from 3 exons. Lineage: Eukaryota; Metazoa; Arthropoda; Insecta; Diptera; Culicidae. Gene Ontology annotation, biological process: DNA repair; telomere maintenance. The record is from RefSeq and is a predicted model, not a curated record.
UUUACCUAUUUGAGCUUGAAUUUACCUAUUUGUGCGAUUUUUCUGGGUUGGAUUUUUUUUCUAAUUCCACCUUGAGUGACUGAUCUGCUUAUAAACAGUAUUGGAUUAGUGUAAUUUAUUUUAAGUGACAAAACUUUCUAAAAGUCGGUCAUAAAAUGAAUCCAAACGAUGCUAGUUUGACUUGUGCGAUAAGUGCCGAAUGGAUAAAUGCGCAAGGUGCUUCUACUAAAAAAAUUUCCUACAAGCAAGCUACAUUGCGCUUAGUGCGAAAUACUUUGAAAGAAAUGUUUCUUGAGAUUUCCACGGAUAAGGCGCAACCUAUGAAAUUGAAACUAAAAGGUAUCAACGUGCAUUCCAAGUUUAUGGCGGAAGGAAAGGCUUCCAUUCGCUUCAGUGAAGAAAAGUGUACCUUAUUCUUAUCUAAUGCACCACCAGGGCUGCUCGUUCAGUUCCUAAAGAUAAUUUUUAUUAAAAUCACCUCCGGCGAAACAUCGAACGCAGAAUCUAAAGAAGACAUGCUGAAGAAAACCCGUGCCCAUCUACUAUCGGGAAAGGCGAAUCAAUUCGAUGAUAUCAGUCCAGUAACAAAUACCGAGCUGGCUCGUGCUCGAAAGCUAGCGACUGGUAAGGGAUCCGUAACAACGCCUUCUCCACCUCAGAAACGUAAACGCAUUUCUGGGGAGUCUGAUAGGCCCGCACCGAAAAAGCUCUAUACACCUUCACCGCUUACCGGAAGCCUAGAUCCGGAAUCGCUAAACGACCAGCAGCGAAUGGUAAUGGAUGCUUGCAAAUCGGGAAGAAGUGUGUUCUUUACCGGUUCUGCUGGUACGGGUAAAAGUUUUCUGCUGCGCAAAAUCAUUUCUACACUUCCACCGGACGGUACUGUGGCAACAGCGUCCACCGGAGUGGCCGCCUGCUUGAUUGGUGGUACGACAUUACAUUCAUUUGCCGGUAUCGGGAGCGGAGAGGCUGGCCUACAACGUUGUUACGAGAUGGCUUCGAGGCCUAAUUCUAGUCAGAUUUGGAGAAAAUGCAAACGUUUAAUCAUUGAUGAGGUUUCUAUGGUAGAUGGAGAUUAUUUCGAGAAAAUUGAGGCUGUUGCUCGCUACAUCCGCAAAAAUGAUAAACCCUUCGGUGGCAUCCAGUUGAUUCUAUGUGGAGACUUUUUUCAGCUGCCUCCUGUGGUAAAGCAGGAUAAAUUCUCUCGCGGUGCUCUAUCUCAAGACACCAAUUCACAAUCGGUCGUUCGAUUUUGUUUUCAAACUAAAGCAUGGAAAGAAUGUAUUCAAAACAGUUACGAACUGACGGUCGUUCAUCGGCAAAAGGAUCCGGAAUUUGUUUCCAUCUUGAACAGUAUAAGAAUUGGACGAGUGACGACGGAGAUUCGAGACCGGUUAGCUGCUACAUCAAAGCAGAAGAUCGAGGUUGAGGGCAUUCUGGCGACACAACUUUGCUCUCAUACAAAUGAUGCCGAUCUGAUCAAUCAGUCCAAGCUAAACAAUUUGCCGGGCGAAGAAAAGACAUAUCAUGCUACCGAUAGCGAUGCAUACAUGAGUAAGCAACUGGAUCAACAAGUUCAAGCUCCUGGAAAACUAACUCUAAAAGUGGGAGCCCAAGUUAUGCUACUGAAAAAUCUCAAUAUUGCUGAGGGUUUGGUAAACGGUGCUCGUGGAGUAGUGUUAGACUACGUGCAAGGUUAUCCGCUGGUCAAGUUUAAGAAGCGGGAAUAUCUAGUGAAACCGGAGAAGUGGUCCAUCAAAACAGCCGGCGCAGUCAUCGUCAGCAGGACGCAGGUGCCCCUGAAAUUAGCUUGGGCUUUUUCGAUUCACAAAUCACAGGGUUUAACGUUGGACUGUGUCGAAAUGUCUCUGUCGAAAGUGUUCGAAGCGGGUCAGGCUUAUGUGGCGCUCAGUAGAGCACAGAGCUUAGACAGUCUGCGGGUGCUCGACUUCGACGGCAAACAAGUGUGGGCUAAUCCUAAAGUAUUGGAGUAUUACCGGGAUCUUCGGCGGCAAAUACGUGACCGUGAGCUCAUGGCUCCAGUGGCCGUGGGACAGCAGAGGAAGAAGGAAGGUGGUCUGAAAAAGUCACUUUCUGCCAUGGGACUGACCAAGUCGCUGAUGAGCAAACCUUUGGUGACCAUCAAUUAAUGCAACGGAUAAGAGUUUCUUUACCAAUGUGGUUCAUUCUCACUUAUUUAGGCAAUAUUCUAUUCGGACAUAGACAAUCAGUAGAUAUGAAUGAAAUUUUUAUAAUUAGAUCAAUAGGAAUAAAACAAUUUUCACUAACUACUUGUAACUAAAUAUAAUUUUUGAGCGAAUAUUAUCAUCGACCAUUUAGCAUAUUGAAAAUAUCAACUUUUCAAGCGACCGAUUUAUAAUGU